AUGCCUCAGUCAAAUGUAAAGCAGUGGGAUGCCACAACUCCAGUUUCCUUAGAUGGUCCAAGCGAUUAUGAAUUAAAGCUUACGGAUGACCUAGGAAAGACACUGAUUGAGUAUGAUUUAUUUGAAACUGCCAAUGAAUCAAGCAAGAGAUCUCAAGUACUGAAAAAGUUGGAUGAAGUUGCAAAAGAAUUUGUGUACAAAGUGAGCAGAUUGCAGGGAAUGCCAGAAGAAGAAGCUAAGGGUGCAGGAGUAAAAAUAUUUACGUUUGGAAGCUAUCAACUGGGUGUACAUGGAGCAGAUGCAGACAUUGACACAUUAUGUGUAUUCCCUCAGCAUGUCACUAGAGAUCACUUCUUUACAAUCAUGUAUGAUAUGUUGAACCAUAUACCCGAAGUGUCUGAGCUUACGGCUGUUGCUGAGGCAUAUGUACCCGUCAUAAAGAUGCACUUUGAAGGAAUUCCGAUUGAUUUUGUAUGUGCUCGUCUAUGUUUACCAAGUAUACCAAAAGAUCUUGACUUAUCGGAUAAUCAACUGUUGAUCGGAAUGGACGAGAAAUGCAUCCGAAGUGUAAAUGGAGCCCGUGUGACGAACGAGAUAUUACGGCUUGUCCCAAGUGUGCCCACAUUCAGAGAAGCACUACGGGCUAUCAAGUUAUGGGCAAAGCAAAGGAGCAUUUAUUCCAAUAUCAUGGGGUUUCUAGGUGGUGUGGCCUGGGCAAUGUUGGUGGCUAAAGUAUGUCAAAUGUAUCCGAAGACAUGUGCAUCAGUAAUUGUAGCCCGAUUCUUUCAUAUUAUGGCUGAUUGGAAAUGGCCACAGCCUGUGUUUUUAAAGCCAAUGGAAGAAGGUUCCGUUCCGACAAGACAGUGGAACCCGGAUGUCUAUCCUGCAGACAGGGCACAUCGAAUGCCAAUCAUUACCCCUGUCUUCCCUUCUAUGUGUGCCACUCAUAAUGUGACAGAUUCUACAAAAAAGAUCAUGAUGAAUGAAUUUCUCAGAGCAAGCCAAAUAGUUGAUGAUAUCAUGUCAGGCGUCCGUCCAUGGAGGGACUUGUUUCAACCCAUAGACUUUUUUUGUAUGUAUAAUCAUUAUUUACAAAUAACCGCAAGUUCAAAAUCUCACAAGACACAAUUACAAUGGGCUGGACUGAUAGAAUCUAAAAUUAGACAAUUGGUACUGCAAUUAGAGCUACUAGAACCACUAGAGCUUGCGCAUUCAUUUAUGCAUGGUAUCGAAAAAGUACACUAUUGUCUAUCAAACGAAGAACAGUGGUAUAUUGCACACGGUCAUUCAAUAGAUGGUAGAUCGUUCCCUAUGGACAAUACCUUGACUAGAAAAGAUUAUGUGCGGAAAAUGAAGCUGACGAUAGAGCAAGAAAGAUCAAUGACUCCUUUGUAUACAACCACCUUUUAUGUUGGAUUAAAAUUCAAGAGUGUAAAAGAUUCGCCUACGAACAAUAGAAAGCUUGAUCUCGUCUGGCCAAAAAGAGAAUUUUUAAAGAUGGCAAAGGUUUGGGAUAAGUUCAAUCCUGAUACAAUGGGUAUUGCUUUAAGGCAUAUCAAGUCUUCUACUUUACCCUCAGAGCUGAAAGGAGCCUUAAAGCAAGAAUAUAUCAAGGUAAGUCAUUGUAUGAUCCUUCAAAUGCAUCCAUAUAACACUUAA
Messenger RNA from Rhizopus microsporus ATCC 52813, 1659 nucleotides. RefSeq names its product Poly(A) polymerase pla1. Lineage: Eukaryota; Fungi; Mucoromycota; Mucoromycetes; Mucorales; Rhizopodaceae. The transcript is spliced from 7 exons. Gene Ontology annotation, cellular component: nucleus. Gene Ontology annotation, molecular function: RNA binding; poly(A) RNA polymerase activity. Bases 1 to 1659 code for a protein of 552 amino acids. The record is from RefSeq and is a predicted model, not a curated record.